AGACGGCGCACGCACUGCGGGUCACUUGUCAGCGCUCGUCUGAGGCGGAGGCAGCGCCGUGCGAGACCCGAGUUUCUUUCAUUUUCUGGCAUUGGACUUUGGACCAUUAGAACCAUGAGCAACUACACUGUGUCCUUGGUUGGCCCAGCUCCUUGGGGUUUCCGGCUGCAAGGUGGCAAGGAUUUCAACAUGCCUCUGACAAUCUCUAGUCUAAAAGAUGGCGGAAAGGCAUCCCAGGCAAAUGUAAGAAUAGGCGACGUGGUUCUCAGCAUUGAUGGAAUAAGUGCGCAUGGAAUGACUCAUCUUGAAGCCCAGAACAAGAUUAAGGGUUGUACAGGCUCUUUGAAUAUGACUCUGCAAAGAGCAUCUGCUACACUCAAACCAGAGCCGAUUCCUGUUCAAAAGCCCACAGUCACCAGCGUGUGUUCCGAGACUGCUCAGGAGCUAGCAGAGGGACAGAGAAGAGGAUCCCAGGGUGACAGUAAACAGCAAAAUGGGAAAACCCCACCUAAACGCCCACCAAGGAAACACAUUAUGGAGCGCAAUACAGAGUUUUAUCACAUACCCACUCAUAGUGAUGCCAGCAAGAAGAGACUGAUUGAGGAUACUGAAGACUGGCGUCCAAGGACUGGAACAACUCAGUCUCGCUCUUUCCGAAUCCUCGCCCAGAUCACUGGGACUGAACAUCUGAAAGAGUCUGAAACUGAUACUACAAAGAAGGCGAAGUUUGACAGUUCUCUGGAAGACCUACCUAAGAGUGGACCUCACCCACCUGCAACUCCUCAGGUGUUAAAUAUUGGUAGCCAAGUAGCCACACUUUCUAAAGUAGCAACUACUUAUUCUAGUUUAAGCAGCUCCACAAGAAAUGUGGAAGGUUCUUUGGAAGGGUUUCCAAACUCUUCUACCUUUUCUUCUCCUGCUAGAUACAGUGCUGCAGUUCUGAGUAGUGCAGCUGCUACUGUGUCUGCUGUUAUUGCUGCAAGAACCAGGCUCUCCAGUCCUGAAAAAUAUCAGCCACUCCUGGAUGCGCUUUGCAUCAGUCCUAUUUCCAAGCCUUUAGCAUUUUCCUAUCUCCAGUCCUCCAGGAAAUCAACAGGCUCUGUCCAUAUUAAGAAAACAAGUAAUGCUGAGGAGCCUUCUCAGCAAUGGGCUUCAUCAGUAGCUUCAGCACGGAGCAUGCCGGAGAGCCUGGAAAGCCCAGGCUCCAGCAGACCAGGCGUGGCUGGCCUUACAACUGCGGCCGCCUUCAAGCCUCCAGGAUCCACGAGUGUUAUCAAGUCACCAAGCUGGCAACGGCCAAACCAAGCAGGUAUUCCAAAGAAAUCUCUUGCUUCUUACUUUUCUUAA
Galeopterus variegatus (Sunda flying lemur) is the source of this 1347-nucleotide messenger RNA. RefSeq names its product PDZ and LIM domain protein 5-like. Gene Ontology annotation, cellular component: filamentous actin; Z disc; adherens junction. Lineage: Eukaryota; Metazoa; Chordata; Mammalia; Dermoptera; Cynocephalidae. Gene Ontology annotation, molecular function: muscle alpha-actinin binding; actin binding. The record is from RefSeq and is a predicted model, not a curated record. Gene Ontology annotation, biological process: muscle structure development; actin cytoskeleton organization; heart development.